Nerophis ophidion (straightnose pipefish) is the source of this 2569-nucleotide messenger RNA. Its product is annotated as cardiomyopathy-associated protein 5-like. The transcript has 3 exons. NCBI's taxonomy places the organism in Eukaryota, Metazoa, Chordata, Actinopteri, Syngnathiformes, Syngnathidae. Bases 312 to 815 code for a protein of 167 amino acids. The record is from RefSeq and is a predicted model, not a curated record.
CGGCGAGGAUAAAGCAAGAUGGCGUCUGACGGUGAAGACGUUAUUGCAGUCGUCACAGUUCAGUGUUCUUAAUCUGUGCCUCCAUGUACACAUAUAUGUCCUUUAUUACACUCUAGUAAAUAGGGUAAACAUCGUUAAUAACUGUUUGCAUCCGGUUAUAUUAGUCUGAGCGCACUUUGACGUUUCUCGAGCUAACUUAACUUGCUAGUUAGCUUAGCUUGUUAGCUGCUAACAAAGAGAGGCAGAAGUGAUCAAAACACAUCGCUAAGUAGAGAUCAAGUGUGAGUGUAAAGUGUUGUGAUUGUGUGAAAAUGUGCCAAAGAACCACAGCAGAGUACGAGGAGGAACUUUGUCCAACAAAAGAGGAGAAGGAGCGACAACAUGAAAAACAUCAAGUUGUGUUACACAGAACAGACAUCCAUCAGCUGAUUGGACACCAAGAAGAAUGUCUCCCUCAUCUGCAGGGGGACAGUUUCACUUUAGAAUAUCCACAGCCCUCACAUUUUAAAGGGGACAAGGGGGAUUCACAGCCCUUUUAUUUUAAAGAGGAAGAGGAGGGAGAGUGUCCUAUAGGGCAGGAGGAGGCUGAUGUCAGCAAGUUUCCACUGACUGUUGUCUCUGUGAAGACUGAAGAGCAUGAAGACAAACCACCUGAGUCCUCACAGCUUCAUCACAGUCCAAACGUUGAAGAAGAACCUCUACCCCAUGAGCAGGAGGAGGAACCACAGUCACCCCACAUACACGAGGAAGAAGAGGUACCACAUUACCAACACAUUAAAGAGGGAAGAGAGGAGGCACAUCCCCCCCCACAUUAAAGAGGAAGACGAGACGCCACAAACCCAUAAUGUUAAACUGACCCUUCACAUUAAAGGGCAAGCGGAGGACCCACUCAUCUUACACAUCAAAAAUGCAGAAGAGGGCCCACUGACCUCUCACAUUAAAAAGGAAGAGGAGGACCUAUUGACCCCCUGCUUUAAAGAGGAAGAGGAGGUCCAAGAGCCGCCGCACAUUAAAGAGGAAGAGGAGGAAGAGGGCAUCAGUCAGCCUAACUGGUUGGAGGAGUUCCCAGUGACUGGUGUCCCUGUGAAGAGUGAAGAUGAUGAGGUGAAAGGUGAAAGUGAGGAGAGGGGAGGGGGGGAGCCUCCAAGCAGCAGCUCAACACAACACAUGACAACAGAAGCUGAUGGAGACCACUGUGGAGGAUCACAAGCAGACAAGCUCUUAGCUCCACUAUCAGAUAGUGAGGACACAACGUCACACUCUCCUGACACUGAUGAUGAAGACUCUAAAGAUGAUAAGACAUGUCACACUGACAACACUCACUUCACAUCUUCUCUCUGUCACAAAACAUUUAAAUACCCAAGUCUUCUGAAAGAACACAUGAGAACACACACUGGAGAAAAACCCUUUUCAUGCUCAAUCUGUGGUAAAGGUUUUGUAGAAAGUCGCGAUUUGAAAAGACACAGGAGAACACACACUGGUGAAAAACCUUUUUCCUGUUCAACCUGUGGUAAACGUUUUCUUGUAAAUCAUCAUUUGAAAGUACACAUGAGAACACACACUGGUGAAAAGCCUUUUUCCUGUUCAAUCUGUGGUAAAGGUUUUACAACAUGUACAUAUGUGAAAGUACACAUUAAAACACACACUGGUGAAAAAUCACAUUCCUGUUCAAUCUGCAACAGAAGCUUUUGUGACCGAUCGACCCUUGUAGUACACAUGAGAAGACACCCAGGAGAGAAAGUGUUGAGUUGCAGUGUGUGUGGUGAAAGAUUGUCUUCUAAGUAGCAGUGUAAGAAACACAAGUGUGCUGGUGAGAACAGCAGCAGCAAAUGAAACUGCAGGAUUUGAAAUAAACUGUCCAGACUUUCAUUUUGACUUUCUAACAACAUCAGCACAUAUAACAUGUGUGACAUUGUUGUUUGUCUAACAAUCUGUUUAAUAUGAUCUUUACAUUUAUAGAUUAGAUAUUUUAUAUUUGUGCUUUUUUCAGUCAAGCACAUGCAUUAAUAUGCAACAUUGUGUACUUUUAUUAAAAAAUGGACAGAACAAUUUAAGUAAAAAGGUGGGAGUAAAUAGUACGGGAAAUAUUUUACAUGCAAUAAACAUUUUAUAUGUGUGUGUGUAUAUAUAUAUUGUGUAUAUUCCAGAUAUAAUUUUAGACUUAUUCAUAUGAAAUAUUGAAGUAUUACAUAUUUGUAUUUGUAAUUGUUAAUAAUCCCAUAGAUUAUCACCUUUAUAUGAUAUACAUAUGUACUGGUUCACAUCUGAAACAUCUUCUGGACCACUUCAGGAAGCAUAUUAUUAUUUACUUUAUACAUCAUUUCAACAAUACAAUUUUAAAAUGUGUGACUUUUUGAAUCAUCUGUUGGGUCUCUUUAAUCUAUUUUAUUCAUUAUAUUUUUUACUCUGUAUUAUGAUGAUUGUGUUGUGAUUGUUAUAUAUGUAUGUCCCCAGACCUUUAUGCAAUAUAAAAGUGAGAGAAAAUGACUGAAUUAUUUGUGGAAGGAUGGUUUUGUUUUUACUUACAUUUGUGGAUAUAUUAAAUAAAUCCAGUAUUGUGUUUUGAAUA